Messenger RNA from Apus apus (common swift), 3042 nucleotides. It is a transcript of the gene SLC6A7, whose product is annotated as solute carrier family 6 member 7. Gene Ontology annotation, biological process: sodium ion transmembrane transport. Lineage: Eukaryota; Metazoa; Chordata; Aves; Apodiformes; Apodidae. Bases 1 to 1971 code for a protein of 656 amino acids. Gene Ontology annotation, molecular function: L-proline transmembrane transporter activity. Gene Ontology annotation, cellular component: membrane. The record is from RefSeq and is a predicted model, not a curated record. The transcript is spliced from 14 exons.
AUGAAGAAGAUUCGGCAGCAGCAUCUCCGGGAGGUGAGAGCCGGGAAGCGGGGUGCCCCCCAGGGCUGGGAGCCGCGGAGCGGGGUCAAGCCAGUGACGCCAGAGCUCCUGGUGAGCCCCAGCAGCCAGGACGGGGACCUGGGCUCCGAGUGCCCAGAAGAUAGAGGGAACUGGACGGGGCGACUGGAUUUCCUCCUCUCCUGCAUUGGAUACUGCGUGGGCCUUGGAAACGUCUGGAGGUUCCCCUACAGGGCUUACACCAAUGGAGGAGGAGCUUUCUUGGUCCCUUACUUCAUCAUGCUGGCCAUCUGUGGGAUCCCCAUCUUCUUCAUGGAGCUGUCGCUUGGCCAGUUCUCCAGCCUGGGGCCACUCGCUGUCUGGAAGAUAAGCCCUCUCUUUAAAGGCGUUGGCAUGGGCACCAUCCUCAUCGUCUCCCUGGUGGCCAUUUACUACAAUAUGAUCAUUGCUUACGUUCUCUUCUACCUCUUUGCAUCCCUCACAAGCGACUUGCCCUGGCAGCACUGUGGCAACUGGUGGAACACUGACCUGUGCCUGGACCACCAUGUCAUCAAGGCGGGGAACACCACCUUCCCCGUCAACAUCACCAACACCGUCAGCCCCAGCGAGGAGUACUGGAGCCGGUACGUCCUGCACAUCCAAGGGAGCUCUGGGAUUGGGGAUCCUGGGAGGAUCCGCUGGAACUUGUGUCUGUGCCUGCUCCUCUCUUGGACUAUUGUCUACCUGUGCAUCCUAAAGGGAGUCAAAUCCUCUGGCAAGGUCGUGUACUUCACCGCCACCUUCCCGUACCUCAUCCUGGUGAUGCUGCUUAUUCGUGGAGUGACCCUGGAGGGGGCCUGGAAGGGGAUCCGGUUUUACCUCACGCCCCAGUUUGAUCACUUGCUGUCUUCCAAGGUAUGGAUUGAGGCAGCCCUGCAGAUUUUCUACUCCCUUGGGGUAGGCUUUGGGGGCCUCCUCACCUUCGCUUCGUACAACACCUUCCAUCAGAAUAUCUACAGGGACACCUUCAUAGUGACCCUCGGCAAUGCCAUCACCAGCAUCCUGGCAGGGUUUGCCAUCUUCUCCGUUUUGGGAUAUAUGUCUCAGGAGCUUGGAGUCCCUGUUAACCAGGUGGCAAAAGCAGGUCCUGGCCUGGCUUUUGUGGUGUACCCCCAGGCCAUGACAAUGCUCCCCCUUUCUCCAUUCUGGUCUUUCCUGUUCUUCUUCAUGCUGUUAACCUUGGGGUUGGACAGCCAGUUUGCCUUUAUGGAGACCAUCGUUACUGCAGUGACAGAUGAAUUUCCCUACUACCUGCGGCCAAAGAAAGCUUCUUUCUCAGCUGUCAUCUGCAUUGCCCUCUUCCUGAUGGGGCUCAUCCUCACAACAGAGGGUGGGAUGUACUGGUUGGUCCUACUGGAUGACUACAGCGCUGGCUUUGGUCUCAUGGUAGUGGUGAUCACCACCUGCCUUGUGGUGACACGUGUUUAUGGCAUAAAGAGGUUCUGCCGUGAUGUCCACAUGAUGCUGGGCUUCAAACCAGGGCCCUACUUCAGAUCCUGCUGGAUGGUCCUGUCCCCGGCAACGAUGAUGGCUCUGCUGGUCUACAACAUCAUCAAGUACCAGCCCUCUGAGUACGGCAGUUACCGCUUCCCUGCCUGGGCCGAGGUCUUGGGCAUCCUCAUGGGAGUCCUGUCCUGCCUGAUGAUUCCUGUGGGCAUGGUGGUGGCUGUGCUGCGAGAAGAAGGGACACUGUGGGAGCGAGUGCAGCAAGCCAGCCGGCCUGCCAUGGACUGGGGCCCCUCUCUGGAGGAGAACCGGACCGGCAUGUACGUGACCAGCCUGGCUGGCAGCCAGUCUCCCAAACCACUGAUGGUCCACAUGAGGAAAUACGGGGGAAUCACCAGCUACGAGAACACGGCCAUCGAGGUGGACCGGGAGAUGGAGGAAGAGGAGGAGGAGGAGUCCAUGAUGUGAGGGGACCCAGUGCCCCGUGGGUUGAGGGGGGGCCUCACCCUUCCCCCCCUCCUAAUUUGCACAGAUUGCACUGCAGCACUUCAGGAUGGCUUGGGGUGGGUCGUGUCCAGCCUCUUCACCACCACCCUGACCCCACCAGGAUGGAGCUGCUGCCUGUUCUGGUGCUCCCGAGGUGUUUCUGUUCAGUGUGGCAAGCUGUGUGACAAGUCUAUGCGUUUGUGUGACAGUGUCUGGUGCAAGUAUCAGGGCUGCCCCAAUCCCACCCUCAGUCCCAGCCCUGCCCUCCUCACGCAGGGGCGCUCAGGCUGCCAGGAUGAUUUGGGCUGUGGAGAUGCUCAGGCAACAGGAGUUGAGGAGGAGAAGGACCUCUAUGUUAGUCUGUUCUCUGCUCAUGUGUAUUUAACUCCAAUAAUCCACAAACACGUGUGAAAAAGGACUGUAAUUAUCCUCCCUACCCCAAGGACAGUGUGUGCUGAUGUGCUCCACUCACAGGGAGGUUCUCCAGCAACACCAGCACAAAGCAGUGUCCUGCUAAAGAAAUCUGACCUACUAAAUGAGAGAGAAACACAAUUAGAAGAGGGAAAAAAACCCCAGUGUUUUUUUUUUUAAAAAAAAAAACAGCUUGGGCCUUUCCAAGCUUGUAGAUUCCCCAGGGACCUCUGUGUGUCAGGGCAGCUCUUCCCUGUGGUGCCUGGCAGGACUGGGGUGAGCUGAAGGAAGAGAAGAGGCUGGGUGACCUUUUCCCCAUGUGUGUAGGAGCCCAGGGACGGGUGUCAGCUGGACCUAGUGCUACAGGAGGACCCGUGUAUAUCCCCAAACGGGAUCCGAGGGCUGUUCCUAGCCCUGGGUGCUGCUUUUCCCAGGAAAAGGUGAAGGGCUGGGUUUCAAUGCCUAUGUGUGAUUAUGGGGUAUAUUAGCCCAGGGCCCAUGUCCCAGAGACCCCAUCUCCUGCCAAUGCUGCUGGCCUGGGUGGGUGCAGUAAGCUCCUGGACGGGGCUGUUUGGACCCAAUGCUGCCAGUCCCCAUCACCCCGGUGUUGUGUGUGCCUUUUCCCACUUAUUUAUCAUUAAA